GAUGGCACGAAAGAACUACCGAACCUGCGUGCGGAUGGGCAACUGGAACGAAGACAUCUUCCUGGAGGAGGAAAUGAUGAAAGAUUUUUUGGAAAAAAGAGAUAAGGGGCAGCUCCUUAUACAGAGAAACAGAAAACUUAUUGCAAAUCUCUUAAAACAGACAAAGCUUUCUAUUACUGAAGAUGGAUUUAUUCAUUAUGGAGAUAAAGUAUUAGUUAUUAAUCCUGACUGUGAAGAUCCUCACGGUGGCCAAGUUGUAUUCGGCAGACUAGCAUUAUCAGUGACUCCAGAAGAAAUGAAAGCACACAUAAGUAAUGACAUAGAGGUGCCCUGUGAAGUGACUGCUAUGCCUGACGUGAGCCCAAUUGGCAGAAACACAUUUAUCAUUUUAAGUUUAGAUGGAAAUGCACUGGGUGAACCUAUCAGAUAUGGGCAGAAUUUUGGCCUUGCAACAACAGCUGGCUUUGAUGAUAAGAUGUUGUACUUAGGAAGUGACCAUAAGACAAUGAUGAAGUCAACAAAGAAGUCUUGGCUUCAGGAUGUUUAUCUAACGGAUGAGUUCACCUAUUUGACUUGCUGGCAAGCUACUUAUUUUGAUCCUCAGUUGCGCAUUGAAUAUGAAGGCUUUCCAGUUCCUCUUAUAUCCUUCUUAAACCGUGAUCCCCCAAAACUGAACACAAUGCUCUGGAUGAAGAACUUUAUGAGGGCAGAGGACGAUGGGACCAUCACCUCCUUGUUUCUGGAAGUUUUGCCUCUCUUAAUAUAGCUUGGGCUUAUAGUAGCUUUUUUGGCUAUUACCUCCCACUGUUGACUCAUUAAGUUUGCAGCCCACCAAAGCUGUCGUAUCUUUUGCAGAACAAUUGCUGUCUAACCAUGCUUUCCUCAAAUUGUACCUGAGAAGGUAUAUUUUUUAUACUCAUGUUCAAUAACCCUAUUGAUAUUCAUCUUAGUAGAUUCACCCCAAUGCUCCUCAUCACAUGUUUAUCACCCAGAUGUCUCUAUCAUUAUUGCCUUCUUUACCCCUGUCUUACAUGAAGAGAUGACCGUACUCCUGGCCAAGUCAAAACCUUCUAACUGCACAAGCUAUCCCAUCUAUUGUAUCCCACAUCUUCCUGCAGAUUGCUCCUUCUGUCAUCCCAAUUCUCUCACCUAUCUUUAAUCUCUUUGUGCCUACUGACUGUUUCCCUACUGACUCCAACAUGUCUGUGUCUCACCGAUUACACAAAAUCUCACUUGAUCCUUCCAUCCUCAAUAUCAUCUCAUAUCACCUCUGCCUUCUGUGGCUACAAAGUUGUCCCUGCUUCUUCAUCGCUUACUCUCUUCUUAACUCUCUAUAUUCUCUAUAUUCUGGCUUCCAAUCUCAUCAUUCAUCAAAAACUGCUCUUUCUAUAGUUACCAAUGACUUAAAAAAAUAAAUCUUCUGUUUCUUACAUAGUUAUUUCAAGUGUACUUCCCCUACCCUUUCUCAAAGAGCCAUCCCACAUAACAAAUGGUAUUUUUAAAGAGGAAAAAAAAUCAACAUUACUGAUGGAUACAUUGGAAAAGUGUUAAAAACAUGCAAUAAGUGAUACCUGUUGACCUCCCACCUCCAUGAGGAGGAAGUUUAAUGAUAUCUUUUCAUAUCUUUUCAUUUGAA
This is a messenger RNA of Vombatus ursinus (common wombat), 1636 nucleotides long. It is a transcript of the gene CFAP161, whose product is annotated as cilia and flagella associated protein 161. The record is from RefSeq and is a predicted model, not a curated record. Bases 2 to 766 code for a protein of 254 amino acids. Gene Ontology annotation, cellular component: motile cilium. Lineage: Eukaryota; Metazoa; Chordata; Mammalia; Diprotodontia; Vombatidae. The transcript has 6 exons. Gene Ontology annotation, biological process: cilium assembly.